This is a messenger RNA of Rattus norvegicus (Norway rat), 21409 nucleotides long. The record is from RefSeq and is a predicted model, not a curated record. Lineage: Eukaryota; Metazoa; Chordata; Mammalia; Rodentia; Muridae.
UGGGGGGGGAACAACCCACUGGAAGAGUGUGCAUUUGGGAGCGGUGGUGGGGAUACAGCCACCUCUCUCCACUCUUGCUGUCUCUGGUGUGGCUGAUGAGAGCAGCCUUGGGGGUCUCUACACACACCAUGAUGGCGAUGCUAUAGCUGAUGGAGGUGAAUGGUUCGUGUUUAUAUCCCCCGUUGCCUUUUGUUUGUUAGGGACAUCUUGCUGGCCAUGUUGAUUUAAACGAAAUUCUCCUCCCCCCAUCCCACCCUAACCUCCAAUAAAUAGAACGUUCCAUCGUUCCUCUCAACUGUACCAAUUACUCAUGCCUCGCGAAAUUAGAUGAAAGGGUGCCCCCUUUUCUCCGUUUUUUCUCCCACCCCAAUCUUUACCUGAUGAUGGCUCCUUUACCAAAGCACAUAUACCACUACACAAGCUGUUGGGGGAGGGCUGGUGGAACCCUUAUGAUUGGAUUGUGACAAAUGGGGCUCUGCUUGAAUAAUUCUGGUUUAGUAGCAGGCAGGCAGGCAGUUCUUAACUAACGCAUAUUAUUUAGAGGCUCUGAACACGGUAUUCCCUUCUCUGGCUUCCUGUGUGCAAACCAAACAGCUGGUUAUAGCACAAGAGAGAACCAGCAUCUCUGUCAGAGUGGAGAUUGGGCUAUGCAAUUGCAAAUCUUCAGGAAGAUUUAGAAAUUCUUUUUAUAACCAAUAAAAAUUAUUUUUUUCUCCAUUAUGAUGAAGUAACUUCUAGAACAAGCAGACCACUACCUUUGUUUCUGGACUCACACUCUCUCUCUCUCUCUCUCUCUCUCUCUCUGUGUGUGUGUGUGUGUGUGUGUGUGUGUGUGUAUACACAUGCACACGCGCAUAUGCGCGCAAAAGCCUCACUGGAAGAUCUUUUUUCCCUAGUAACUUUGGAGUGUUAACAUAUGAAGAUUUUUGUACAAGAUUUGAGUAUUUGUUCUUUUAAGUUUGCUUCUUAUUACUAACUCGUUUAAGACAGAAAAUUAUAAGAAUACCCCCCCCCCCUUUUAAAGACAAGGUUCGAUAUGUUGCAGAGGUUGGCCCAGAACUCACUGUGAGGCUUUGAACUUCAGAGAUCCUCCAGCUUCUGCAUCCUUAGUGCUGGGAUUAAAGGCAUCCACCAACAUUCCCGGCUUGGAUAGUUUCAUUUAUCCCAAUUUCAGACUAUUGAUUUCACAGAGAAAGCCUCAGAAAUUUGACAUUUUGGAGAUCACCAACUUGCAUAAAAACAAACAAAAAAACAGCUCAAGUGUGUGUGUGUGUGUUAUGUAAUUGGUUUUCUAACCAUCACUAUGUUGUCAUCUUUUUUGGUUUUGAUUUUGCUUUUGCUUUGAGGCAGGGUUUCUCUCUGUAGCCCUGGCUGUCCUGGAACUCAGUCUAUAAAGCAGGCUGGCCUCAAACUCAGAACUCAGAGAUCUGCCUGUCUCCUGCUUCCCAAGUGCUGGGAUUAAAGGCCUGUGCCACCCCCACCCCCUAUGGCAUUGUUGUUAUCAUCUUUGCCUCCUAAUUCUUAUUUUUAGGAGUCCAUUUGAAAAAUAGCUGGCCAGGUGUUUUAUGCAUGGACCAUGUAGUAAGGCUUGAAAACCUCGUGGGGAAAGUACAUGCAAAGAAUAAAGUACCUUUGUUCUUUCUGUGUUGAGAAAGUGCCUUUGGGGCCAGGCAUCGUGGCCCAUACCUUUAAUCCCACUUGGGAAGCAGAGGCAGGUGAAUCUCUUUUUGAGGGUAAGCUAGUCUACCGGAAGUUCCAGGAUAGGCAGAGCUAAAACAAAUAAACAAAAAGAAAAAGAAAGAAAGAAAAAAAAGUGCCUUUGGGGAUAGAGGAGAUUCCUGGUGUGGGUCUUGUUAGGUAAAGUUACUUUUACAAAAGUGAGCCAGUAUCACACAGACACUGAACACUUAAUGGGAAGUGGGAUUUUUCUAAAACUGGUCUCCAUUUUUUUUAACCCUCUCUAAAAGCUACUUGAGAUUUUCCAGAGGACUUGUUUUCCACUCUUAUGUUUCUGUUGUAUAAUUUUUCAAAUUAUAGUAAGUGUUUUGACACAUUGGUGUGUCAUUGCGUGUGCCUGAGUAAAUCUUAGAGGAGCUGUGAUAGAUUACUUAGCUGGUGGUAGCUGUGUUAAAAGUUCUGUUAAGGCUUCAUUGUGGUUAGAUUUACUGUUCCUGUUUUGGAGAGCAGGGUAGAUGAUAACGGGAAUGCAUAUGCUUCUUUGUGCAGUGAAGUUUGGAAGAUAUUCCUUUCAGGAAUUUUUUUUUAGGGUGUGUGUGAAAGAUAUUGAUUCUAUAUCAUAAUAAAAUAGGGGAAGUCUAAAUAAUUAGGAGAACCCUGGAUUUUUUUUUUUAUUUUAGAGUUUUAAAUGAAAAUACAGAACUCUAUAGAAAUUGCUGAGGAAAUUCCUUAUCCCAGUUCACAGCCUACAUUAGACUGUGCUGUGGAUUGUAUUCAUAAUUAUUUUCCUAAUGGCCCUGUUAGUGAAUCCUUUUACAUCUAUAGUGAUUCUGCUAAGAUCAGAUGGGAAAAACAGAUCCAAAGCUCCUAUAGGGAUAGUGCAAGCUUGAAGAUAUUGCCAGUACCAAGUAGAUUGAGUCAUACAUAUCAAAGUGAGUUCUCUGUGCACUUCUGCUUAUGAAAAAAGAUCAAUUUUUCAUUAGCGAAAUAUCCACAAGUGAUUUUUGGGAGACUGUGAAGGGUGAAGGCAUUUCCAAAUGAUCUUGGUAGUGAUAACCUGUCAGUUUCAUUGUAGCUACUCUGAUUUGGUGGUGGUGGUGUUUUUUUGUUUUGUUUUGUUUUUUUCUUCUUCUUCUUCUCUGUGAGCUCUGGCUGACCUGGAACUUGCUAUGUAGAGGAGGCUAAUCUCCAACUUACAAAGAUCUGCCUGCCUCAGUGCUGCCUCUGGAGUACUAUAAUUAAAGGUGUCACCAUGCCUUUAAAAAAUAUUUUAUUAAUUUAUUUUUUACUUUUUAGACAGUUCCCUUGCCUUUAAUACUAGUAACUCAAAAGGUUAAGAUGUAACUAAUGUGAGUUCUAGUCCAGCCUGGGUUUACAUAGCAGAACUUCAUCUAGAAACUAAAUCAGGUUAAAACAAAAGGGAAAAAAAAGCCUCAAGACAACAAAACAGCCUAAAACAGUGGUUCUCAACCUUCUUAAUGCUUUAGUACAGUUCCCUAUGUUGUGGUGACUCCAACCAUAAAAUUAUUUCUUUGCUCCUUCAUAACUAUAAUGUUGCUACUGUUAUGAAUUGUAAUUUAAAUAUUUGAUGUUCAGGAUAUCUGAAAAGCCACUCCUGUGAAAGGAUCUUCUGCCUCCAAAGGGUUGGGUCGAUACUCACAGGUUGAGAACCUCUGGCAGCAAAGAAAAAAACACAAUAAUAACAAAAAUAAACAUUUUUCUUUUAGAGUCAGGAUUCACUUUGUAGUUUAUGAUGGCCAGGAAUUGACAACCUUUUUGCCUCAGUCUCCAGAACGCUGGGAUCUCAGCUACCACACUCACCUUCUGAAGUCAUUAUUUUUUCUUAAAUGUCUUUUGUGUUAAAACUCAAGUUAUAUUGCUAUUUUAACUCAUAGACGGAGCCGUGGGAGGGAAGGAUUCAUCACUUUCAGGGAGUAAAUAAUGGAACCCAAUGAGAAGGGAAGCAUACUUUUUAAAGUUAUCUGCUGUGUAAGCAUAUCAGUAAAUUUUGUUGUCAUAUCUGUCUCUUUAUUUUCAACAAAUAACCACUUAGUUUUGAUCUCUGUGGUGUAAUUUGUCUGCUUUUAUUUCACAUAGAAGCAAGUAAAUCUGACAUUUUAUUCAUGGAUUUGAUUUUAAUCUCUCUGACUUGCUUUUAUGAAGUGCUGCAUUAGAUGGCUUUUGUUUUAUGUCACUUCUUGGGAACAGUAUUUUAAAACAAUUUGAAAAACACUUAAGUUUUUAAGUAGUUCAUGUAAUUGUUUUGAAAUAUUGCUGCCUUUUCCUUGCUGGUUUUCUCCAGGAGAUUGCAUUGUCUUUCUCUUCCAGGAGUGUCUCCUAAUCCCCUUUGAUUGCAGUAGCUGAUUAACCUUGGGUUUCUCCUGGUGAACUCCAUCAGCAUGCUGUUCCAGGGUUCAUGCUGAGGCUUUUGAUUUCAGUGUAAUUUGUACCCUUUCAUGCUGGUAACUAGGAGUAAGAAAAUAAAGUGGGUUGUGGUUGUAGUGGGAUCUAGGGAGAAGUAUCUACUUCAGAAUGGGGGAUUUUAUAAGCUGUAGCAUACUAAAAACUAAACAAGAACUUGGUUCAUUACUUCACAGAAUUGAUGGUACUGUUUUCUUAAGUGUUCAGCUCUGUCACUAAGCAUUUAUUUUUUUUGGGAUAGUGGUCCUAGGUAGCCCUGGCUGGCUUUUAAACUCACUGUGUAGCUGAAGACAAUCUUGAACUCCUGAUGUUGCUUCUUUUACUGUUUGAAGAAUACUUGAUAUCUUAGUUUUGUAGUGCUAUUCAGUUUAUAAUGUAGCACACACAUUUGCUUUUUGCAUAGUUCUUUGAAGUAGGAGAGGAAUGAAAGAGGUAAGGAAGCCUAGAAAGGGCAAGUUUUACCAACCUCAUUGGCAAGAACUUGUGUUUGAGUCUUCAAUUUCAAAGCUCUUCUCUCUCUCUCUUUUUUAAAUUGGAUUUUUAAUUUACAUUUCAAAUGUUAUCCCCUUUCCCAGUUUCCUGUCCAUAAACCCCCUAUCCCAGGCCCCCUCCCCCUUCUUCUAUGAGGCUGUUCCCCCUCCCAUCCACCUAUCCCUUCCUGAAAGCUCUUUUCAGUAGGUCUCCCUAAAGAUGCCAGGGUGGUCCUAGAGGUGUUUAAGAUGUCUAGCCCACCAAGAAUUGUAGUGUUGCUAAGAUGUUUCCUUUAGUUCUAUGCCUGGAUAUUUUGGGGGGACACUAUGCAUUUUCACUGUAUAGCCUUGGCUGGUCUGUAUCUUACUAUGUAGACCAAACUGGCCUUGAACUCAACAAAAAGCUGUCUGCCUUUCACUCUAGAGGGCUGGGAUUAAGGUGAGUGCCAAAGUGCCUAGUUUGUUUUUCUUCUUUUCUUUCUUUCCUUUCCUUUCCUUUCCUUUUUUUUUUUUUUUUUUUUUUUUUUGGAGACAGGAUUUCUCUGUGUAGUCUGUGUAGACCUGGCUGUUCUGAGACUUACUCUGUAGACCAGGCAGGCUGGCCUCAAACUCAGAGAUUCCCCCUGCCUCUGCCUCCUGAGUGCUGGGUUUAAAGACGUGCACCACCACUACCACCCAGCUAGUUUUCUUUCUUCUUCCUUCUUUUUCUUUUAAAUUUGAGGUUUUAUUUGUAUUUUAUGCCUUUGAGUGUUUGCCUGGAUGUAUAUCUAUGCAUUACUUCCAUUCAGUGUCCACAGAGGCCAGGAGAGGGCAUUGAAUCCCCUGAAAUUGGAGUUACAGGUUGUUGUCUCUGCCUUGUGGGUGCUAGGGAUCAAACCUGGCUUCUGAAGAGCAGUCAGCUCUUAGCUAGCCAUUGAAUUGUCUCUCCAAGCCCCGACUGUUUGGCUUUUUGAGACAGUCUCACUCGUACUAAGACUAAGCAUGGCAAGUUUUGCAAUUACUAUUUUGCUUGGAAAAAAAUUUUUUUUACAAAAUACUAAAAAGAAGACAGAAAAAUUGCACUUAUAAUUCUAGCUCUCAGAAAUACUAUGGUUAACAUCUGGACAUCUAUCAAUGCAGACUUUUGGUGAUUGUAGGUAUGUGUAUAUUAUUACAAGAAAGAAUCACAGUAUUAAAUUGGAUGUAUGUAUGUAUUUUUUUAAGAUUUAUUUAUUUUAUGUAUAUGAGUACACUGUCGCUGUCUUCAGACACACCAGAAGAGGUCAUCAGAUCCCAUUACAGAUGGUUGUGAAGCACCAUGUGGUUGCUGGGAUUUGAACUCAGGACCUCAGGAAGAGCAGUCAGUGCUCCUAACCACUGAGCCAUCUCUCUAACCUGAAUGUAUGUUUUUUUGAGACAGUUUCUCUUUAUUAUGUAGGUCUGGCUGGCCUCAGACUCCUAGAAAUCUACCUUCUUUUGCCUCCCCAGUGCUGGGAUUAAAGUUGUACACCAUUGUGGCCAGCAUACAUAUGUAUACACAGGCCCGGUAUACAUACACACAUAUAUUAAUAUUGUUGCAUAUAGCCCAGGCUGUCUUUAAAUUCCCUGUGUAAUGAAGGCUGACCUUGAGUUCCUGAUCCUCUCUACCUUCCAUGUGGGGCUGAUAGGCAUGCCUGAUGUAUGUCAUGCUGGGAUUGAACUCGGUAUCAUGAAUGUUAAGCAAGUAGUUUAUCAUCUGAACUAUAUCCACAGCUGAUACUUUUUAUUUGUAGUCUGUUAUUUUUUUUUGACAAACCUUUCAAGUUUGUAGAUAUAUAUCCAGGUUGCUUUCUAUUUUGUUUUUCUAGUAGCUCAACAUUAUACAGUUGGUUCUGUUUGGGGAGGGGCCUGGUAUGGAACCUGUCUUGUAAUUUUCAUGCUUUGGCAGAUAGCCUGUGUAAAGUUUUGCAAAUGAUUUUUAACACCACAGACCUUUGAGCUGUGUAGAGAGCAGUGCAGCUGUUUUUCCGAUUCAGGUGCCCUAAGUGGAGUGAAUUAGUAGCUUUUAGCUUAUUUCUUGUUUUACCUUCAUUGUUCCUAUUUCUUUUAUGUGUCAGGUGAGAUUACAUUUGAUAAAGAAUGAACUCCAUGAUGAUAAAGCAUAUUUAAUUGAUUUCAAGUUUGUUUGAUUUUGGAAAUUAUAUUAAAGUAAUCAAAUAUGGUGAGUUUUGUGCUUUAGGUGCUUGUCAGUUUUAAAUGGCAUGUUGAAACUGUGUUGAACAUUAAUAGAGAAAAAGUGGAAAUGAGAACAACUUUUCAUUUUUAAUGUGAAAUCAGUGUUGCCAUGGUUUUAAAUUGGUAGGUAAUGCUGUUUGGAGGAGCUAGUUAUGGAAAGGUUACAUAGGCUGUGAAAAUAUUUUUCUAUUUUAAGAAGAAACCUUUUUGGGUUAUGGUAAUUAAUAAGUGCACAUGUAAGUUAAGAAGGCUUUUUUCUUUUCGAGGCUCUGUCACCGUGUAGCCCAGGCUAGUCUCAAACUCAGGGUUUUCCUUCCUCGUCAGGCUCCUGACUGCUGGGAUUGCAGGUGUGUGCUACCACCCCUAGUGAGUGCAGUUAUCUGCCAAGCUGUGAUCCCUGGAAGGAACUGAGCGAUGAGGUUAAGCUGCGGAAUGGAUUGUGUUUGUUGGAAAUUUGCUUAUUACUGUUCUUUGUAAGUAGGCAGCAGAAGUUUUUGAAGUACUUAGUUGUUUUGUCCUAUAAGUGUGGAUGACCCAGGAUUUAGGCUUUGGCUUAGGAUGGCUACAGAGUGAUUUACAGAAGACGCCUGAGGCGGGCCUGUUCUGUGUAGUCAUCGAUGACUCUUAGGGCAGCCACUACAGUGCAGGCUGUGGCCGUCUUGAGGCUUUAUGGGAGGGUAUAGCUCCCUCCUGUGCAUAGCCUAGCACAGUUGUCCUCCUUAGGCAUCCCUCCUGUGCUAAGGCUUCUGAGCCCUCCACUUUUGGUUUCAGUGGUCUCAUGUGAAAAGGCAGAAAAGCCUUUCCUUCAGACUUUCCUCACACUGGAGAAACCACUUUUUUCCUUUAAAUCAAGAAAAUGAACCAAGUAUGAGCGUUUUGAACAGGAAGCAGUUCUGGAUGCUGACAGCACUGGUGCAGAUUCUGCAGGAUUUGAAAACAUCACUUCUUAUCUUUUCUUACCUUCAGUUUCUUUUUUUGGUUGCAAUGUUAAUUUCACACAAAAAGUUCCUUCACCCUGUGUUUUCUAUCUUUCUAGGGCUGGUAGCAUACACCUUUAAUCCCAGCACUUAGGAGGCAGAGGCAGGCAGAUCUCUGAGUUUGAGGACAGCCUGGUCUAUAGAACAAGUUCCAGAACAGCCAGUUAUAUAGAGAAAUACGGUGUCACCCAACAACAUCCCCCCUCCCCCAGUAACCCACAAAAAUUUCAGUGAAAGAAACAAAAAAUUAAAAAAACAAAAACCUUCUGGGGCUUUGCCUAGAACAGUCAGUCUUAGGUGGUUUAAUACUCAGGACUCUCUCCAGUUUGACCUGAGUCCAUUUUUUGUGUGUUGUACUUUCUUGGCUGUAGCAGGAAAGCCUGUGAUUUGAAGAGUAGAGUUACUCAUUUGCUCUGUCAUUGACUAGUGUUCUGUCACUGUCUAGUAGAUGUUUACUAUCUUUCAGCUUAACAAAUUAUGUUACUAUUCAUUCUUGUCGGGAGCCAAUGCACAUGUCUGCCGUGGUGGUCUAAAUUAGAAUUGUUUCUAGACAGCGCCUUGUCUUUACUGUUUCCCUGUUGUUUCUUAGAUUAACUUGGAUAGCCUGUCCAGGAUAAUUUAUUUUGGAUUUGGACCAUAUGUGUACCUGUUGGAUAUCUUGGACCUGGGGUGGUGGGUGGUUAUUAAGAACCAUGUUUAACAUUUGAGUUACUCAUUGACUUCAGUCCCAAUUGCUGCAAAAGGAAAACAGGAAGUUCUUAAGUGCUUGUUUUGGUGUCUUGAAACUGUGUUUUGCUGUGUAUUGUUUUGCUGUGUAUAAUAAUCUUGCCUCAGUUUCCCACAUGCUGGGACUACAAGACUAGGGUGCUUGAUACUUUGUUAUGCUGUUGUUGAAAAUAAUCCCCCCCAAAUCACUAUCUCCCCCCCUUCCCUCUCUCUGUUCUGAGAAUCAAAUCCAGGGUCUUGUGCAUGCUUAAGCACAUGUUCUACCAUUGAGCUGUUUAUCUAGCUGUACCACCUUUAAUGUAGCUAGUCCAGUAUUAGCGUUGGGGUUGGAUUUAAAGAUCGAUGUGACAGGUCCGGGCAGUGGAGGUGCGCACACCUUUUAAGUCCCGCAGAGGCGCAGAGGCGCAGAGGCAGGCCAGAUCUCUUGAGUUUAAGGCAGCUGGAUCUACAGAGUGAGUUCCAGCAUGACCAGAGUUACACAGAGAAACCCUGUCUUGAAAAAAAACAAAACAACAAAAAGUAGAUUUGAUGAAUGUAACAGUGAAGGAGGUGUUGGCUUAAGAAGAAGUGGGUUGUGGCCUUAUGAGGUUCUGGCAGUGAACAACAAGACACUUCUGCAUUUGAGUUUCUGAAUGUGAGCGAGUUUGUUUCUAGUUUCAUGGCACAGUGCUUAAAAUAGAACUUAGCAUGCUAACUUGUACUUAUAUGGUGAAUUUAAGGUGUCUUCUUAAAACACUGUCACAUGGGUCUUAUUCUUAAGGAUCAGGUAAGUUUCAGAGUAAAUAUAUAGUUUAUGUUUUUAAGAUUUUAAAGUAUCUCUCCAAAGGUUAUUUUUUUCCUAUUUUUAAGGUGCUUUAUUUAUAUCAUAGUAUCUUUUUAGUUGACAUGUACUUACACAUAUGUAUGAGGUAAAUAUAUUUCCAGUAUUUUAAAAUCAUUGUGGCUGGGAUGGUGGCUCCUUCGAUCACCAGUACUCAGGUGACUGGGACAGCUGGAGGCCAGUCUGGUUUACAUAUGUAGUGACUUCAGACCAGCCAGGAGUUCACAAUGAGACCCUGUCUUGAAGAUAGAUAGAUAGAUAGAUAGAUAGAUAGAUAGAUAGAUAGAUAGAUGGAUGGAUGGAUGGAUGGAUGGAUGGAUGGAUGAGAGAGAGAGAGACAGAGACAGAGAGAGAGAGAGAACACAAAGUCAUUGGUGUAUAUUCCAGGUUUCUGCAAGUUACCCAGAAAAGGGCCAAGGAGGAGGAGUUGUCAGGCUCUGACACUUGACAAAGGACAUGGCCUGGGCAGCUAAGGAGAGGAGGGUUACUUUGGCUCCUGAUUUCAGGGGGUUCAGCUCAUGUUUGCUCCAUUACAGUAGGCCUGUGGUGGAGCAAAACAUCAUAGUGGCAGGAGCUGAUAGGAGAGCCACCAGAGAGAGGAGGGGUCCAGGGAUAAGGCACCCUUCAAAAGCACCUCUUGGUGACUGACUUCUUCCAUCACUGCCCCACUCAUAAGGUUUCUUCCACUGGUUUCUAAAAUAGUACUGCUGCCGGAGAACAAGCUUCUGAACUCAUAUCCAAACCAUAACGUUUCAUGCUUAGAACUUGGAUUAUAGUGUGGUAGCUAGUAUUUGUUUAUUAUUUACAAAGUGUUGCAUUCUUCCAUUCCUUUAUGUGUUGAAUGUGAGAUACUUGAGAAUAUAUAUGAUUAAUUACUUAAGCAGAAAAUGUAUGUGUUUUGUGAUUAUAAGUCAACUAUUAACCAUCUCAGGGUUUGUUUCUCAGACUCCUGAUGUUUCCCUGGGUAUCUCUAGGUCAAAACCAUUUUUCUAGUACCAGUAGAACAUUGUUUGACAUGCUGAAAAUUCUAACAUCAGUGGUAAAUAAAGCUAUUGUGAUUUGCAUGAUCCCUGCUGUGGUGUGACUGAGUUAUACCGGUGGUAUAUUCUUCCUCAUCAGACUUUUGGAUUGAAAAAGAUAAAUGCUUUAAAGAUAAAACAAACUGAACAGGUUAUGUGGCUGGGUAGUAGAGUGCUUGCCUAGUUUGCCUGAUGUCCUCAAUGUGAUUCUUAACUCUUAAGACACUCUCUCUCUCUCUCUCUCUCUCUCUCUCUCUCUCUCUCUCGCACACACAUAGUGUGACAUGGAAGGUAGGAAGACUGACUGGUUACAUUUUUAAUACCCUUGAUGAAGAAAUAAAAGUUAGUGAUUUGUCAUUGAACCCCUCUUUGCUUACUUUCUAAAGCAUGUUUGAAGUGCUUCUCCUGAUAGCAGGCCUGAUUAUUAGCUCAGAAAAAGGCUUUGUGCAGUUGUUGAGCAGCAAACUAAACUAGCUGCCUUUCUAAGUAAAACACUAUUUUUAUUUGAAAUAAUUGCUUGGCAAAGUAUGGUUAUACAGAAUGGGUGGUAUUUGGCAUACAUUUUCUUGAAAAUAAAGUGAGCCUGUCACUACAAGGAAAACAACUGACAGUAUUCAUUGCUAAUGAUAAAAUUUAAGCUUUCAAGGGGAAAUUGAAUUUUGGAAAACUACUGCACUUGCCACUAAGGGUUUGACAGAUUCCACACUUGACUCCUUUGAUGCAGUUGGUGUGAUCUGAGUAAGUGAGCUACACUUCUGACAGUAGUGGGCUGCAUCACAGUUUGAAGAAGUGUGGAACUGGGCAAACUCUCGGUUGUUCUGAGACUUCAGGUAGCCUAGGCUGGCUUUGGACUGUGGAUAUAGCUCAUCGUGACCCUUCUGCCUCUUUUAGGUGUGGAAUCACCAUGCUUGGCUGAACUCAAUAUUUUUUUAAAUAACCAGUGGAUGGUUUUAAAAAGUCAUGUAUGCGUAAAAAGAUCAAUUGGAAUGGAGGUUAGAUCAAUGAAUUUUGUUUGUUGAGAUAGGAUUUCAUGUAGUCCUAGCUGGUUUUAAGUUUGUUUUUGUUGUUCUUGUUGUUUUGAGAAAGGGUCCCAGGCUAGCCUCAAGUUCUCUAUUACCUAAGGUGACCUUGAACUUGUGAUCAUUCCAUGUUCACUUUUAAAGUGCUAGGAUUAUAGGUGUAUAUUACAGUGCUUGGUUUGCGUAGUGCUAGAAAUUGAACCCAGGUCUUCAGAGUUUCCUGCUAGGCAAACACUCUACUAAAUAGAGCUUUAUUCCAGGCACUGAUCUCCGACCUCCUCUUUGCACUACCAAGUGCUGGUGUUACAAAUGUGUACCAUCAUGCUUUGAAAUGACUUUAGUUUUUUGAUACAGAGUUUCUCUGUAUAGCUCUGGCUGUCCUGGUUCUUGUAGACCAGGUUGGCCUCAAACUCAAAUAUCCAUCUGCCUUUGUCUCCCAUGUGCUGGGAUUAAAGGUAUGCACUACCACACCUGAUUUUCAAAGUGACUUUUAAUAAAUAACAAAUGUUCAUUGUUAGGAUUUCAGAUCUUGUAUUGGAACAGCCUUUAAGAAAUUGCUGUUUGGGGGCUGGAGAGAUGGCUCAGAGGUUAACACACUAUCUGUUCUUCCAGAAAACCUGAGUUUUUUCCCCAGCUAAGCCAUCUCUCCGUUUUACUCAUUACUGUUGUUGUUGUUGUUGUUGUUGUUGUUGUUAGUUUGUUUGCUUGUUUUGAGACAGAGUCUCACUAUGUAGUCCUGGAACUUGUUGUAUAGUCAAGGCUGGCCUUGCAAUCAGAGAUGUCUACCCAGUAUUGGGAUGAAAAGCGUGUCUCAUUGCACUUGGCUCAUUAUAGGUUUGUGAUUUUAAUGGAUAACUGGGAGUUGUGACUAUAAUGACAGGGGGUGGUUGGCUGAAUAGGGCUGGCAUGGCAGCGACCUUUGCCAUUGGAACUAGAAGGGCGGCCACUUCUGGGGCUAGCUUUGGUGGCAGGAUCUCAGCAGGGCCCAGAGAGUAGCCUUCAGCAAUGCGGGAUGGAAAUUGAGGACUUAGAAAGUCUGGUAGAAACAUUUUGAGAGCUCUGGGCCAGAGUCUGCCCAGUUCGACUGAGAUGAUACUCUGCAGGGCCAUGUGGCCUAUGUUGCCGGUGAUAUUGAGGGUUGGUGUCUUGUUUUUUAUUUAUAUCAUUUACUACAACACAGGUUUAAAUGAUUAAUUUUUUAAAAAGUUUUGCUGGAUCUGGUGGUAUAUAAAUUCAAGACUUGUCUGACCUACAUAUACAUAGUAAGACUCUGUCAAAGAAGUGUACAAGUGAAUGCAAGUCUGUGCUAGCUAGUUCUGUGUCACCUUAACAUGAACCUAGAGUCAUUUGGAAGAGCAAACCUUAACUGAGAAAAUGCUAUCACUAGAUUUACUUGUAGACAAGUUUCUAGUGCAUUUUCUUGAUCGAUGACUGAUGUGAGAGGGCCCUGCUCACUGUGGAUGGCGCCAACCUUUUAUCUUGGGUACUAUGGUACUAUAAGAAAGCAAGCUGAGCAAGCCAUAAGAAACAAGCCAGUAAGCAGCAGUCUUCCAUGGUCUCUGCAUCAGUUUCUAGCCAUGUUCCUGCCUUGCUUGAUUUCCUGUGCUGACUUCCCUCAGUGUUGGACUGUUAUCACAGGAUAUACUAGGAUGAAAUAAGAAACCCUUUCUUCCUGGAGUUGCUUUUCAGUCACAGUGUUUAUCACAGCAAUAGAAACCCUAAUUAAGACAAAAUACAAUGUUUUCUAGUUUGAUUUGUAAUACAGUAGAUUUUUCUUGUUGUCAUGGGGUUCAAACCCAGGGCCACUUCUAUGACUGGCAAAGAGCUCUACCAUUGAGCUUCAGUUCCAACCCUAGUAACACAGUAUUGAUGGAUUCAACACAAAGGGGAGGGAGUAUCUUUCAUUUUCAAGAAUAUAAAAACUGUGAUAAUGUAAGUAUUUUUUGAAGAAAAUAUGAAGUUAUACUACAGGGGUUUCUAGUUUCAAAUGAGACUAUCUCUUUUACUCCAUUUCUUACAUUUUUUUUAUAGUUUAAAAGACAAAAAACCAUUUGCUUAUAGAAAAAGCAUCUGCUAACAGGUUAGCCAGCCCACAGCGUUUAGUGAUGCGCUGUAUCUCAGCAGCUGGUGUGCUGAAUGAAUGUGCUGGAAGCGCUUUGGAUCGUAAGGUAUGAGGACUGUUUGCUUUUGUGUUGUUUAUUUUGUUUGUUUUUUGAGGUUAGGCUUCAACCCUGCAUUGUGUUUUUUCAGUGGGCAUGGAUGAGAAUUGUAUGGACAAAUGAGCAGUCUAUGAAAUGUGCUCUAACCCAAUUGUAGCUAAUAAUUUCCUCUCUAGCAGAGCUUAACUCUAGCAAAUAUAUCUGUGAUUGAUUUAUAAUUUACAUGUUUGUUUUCUUUCUCUCUCCCUUUUGGGAUGAAAGCCAAACAGCUGUACGAUUGGGUGCUUUUACGUUUUUGUCUACACUUUUUCCUCCCCAUUCUUUGACAACUUCAUUUACGACAAUGCAUAUAAUACAUUUAGGUCACCCCACCCUCUGUCUGCCCUUACGGUUCUGUCAUUCCAGCCCAUCUUUACUUCUCAGGAUGGGUUCUGAAAGACUGACUUUUCCUUUCUUCCAGUGUUUUUGUAGGAUUUUAAGACUGGAAGAAGACGAGAUGAGGUACAUGUCUAUAACUCUAGCACUUGAGUGGUUAAGGCAGAAGGAUUGCUGCAAGUUUGAGGUCAACCUAGGUUCCAUAGGGAGUCUAAGGCUAGCCUGGGAAAGACUGGAAAAGAAACAUUGGUCUACAUGUCCUUCUAAUGAGAUUUCACAGUAUUGUAGCCUCUUAAAGGUAAAAGACCUUUUAAAGAGUUGUGCAAUGGCUGGAGUGAUGAUUCAGCUGUUAAGACACUGGCUACUCUUGCAGAGGAUCCAGGUUUGAUUCCCAGUACCCACACGGUAACUCCCAGGAGAUCUCAUAACUCUUCUGGCCUUCACAGGCACACAAGUAGUGCACAGACACAAGUGCAGGCAAAAUAACUACAUAUAAAAAAUAAUUUUAAAAAGGGGGAGGUUAGAGGGAUUUUGGGAGAUGAUUUGGUGCUAAAAAGGGCCUUAGUUCAAGUCCCUAAAACCCAGGUUAAAAGCUAGAUGCAGCCAUGGGCCUAUGACUCCAAUACUGUGGAGAAUAGAGGUAUAAAACAGCUUCUUUGAGAUUGAAAUAUUCCAUCCUGCAAGAAAGCUCUUUAAUCAGGAAGGUAAACAACUCAAACAACUUAGGAAGUCCCUGAAACUCAUAUUCACUAGGGUCACCCCUGUCAGAGUAAAGGCUGAGAUUCCUUUUGAGACUAGCUGAACAGAGCUGUAAAGAAACUCAGACAAGCUGAGCUUCAAAGAAGACUGAGACCAGACCAGCUGCCUGGGAAAAAUAAAACCCAGUUGAGAUACUUAGAAGUUGUUUAGACCGAAGUCACCUGGAAAAGACACACACCAACUUGUUGAACUUUCUGAAGGCUAUGCCAUGUACUACAGAUUUCCUAAUUUUUGUGAGCUGUCAGUCAUUUGGGGUGGGUCUUUGGUGAUGCAACUGUUUUUGAGUUAUUUCUGCUCUUGUACGUAACCACUCACUCAUACUUCUGAAAGUAACCUCAGUAAAACUUAGGAUUGACCAAGUUGGAGUAUCUGUACUUUGUCUUUGGGUCCCUAUCUGGAUUGAAUAGACAUGUGUGUUGUGUUACUCCAAAGGGAAGGUUUGUCAUCAAUAGCUGGAGACUAGAGGAUUGCUAGACCUUAAUGGUUGGCAUCCUAGCUCUAGAUUCAUUGAGAGACGCUGUGUCAAGGGAAUAGGACAGAUGAGCAGAGUGGGAUACCCAGCAGCAGCAUCUGGCCUCUGUAAGUACUGGUUUCGUACAUGAUACACAUGUACAUAGGCAUAUACCACUCACAUAUCACAUGUACAACACACAAACACAAAACAUAGUGUUUUGCAUUUAACUGAACCAUGAUUAAAGAAAAGAACAUAAAGUUAGUGUAAUUAAAAACUGAAUUAAAAAUUUUUCAGUUGUACACAUUCAUUAUACAAAAUGCUGGUUUGAUGACAUUUCCAUGAAUGUAUAACGUACUUUGUUUACACACCCUCCCUGUCUUGCCUUAUAGUUCUACUCCUGCUGCUCCCCUUCCUAUCCUCAGAUAUUCCCUUGCACUCGAAUUGCAUGUGCAUGUGCACACUCUGGAUUCCACAUGUUUUGAGCUUGACUUAACAUGGUGCUUUCCAGUUUCAUCCAUUUCCUGUUACUCUUCUUUAUGAGAGAAUAAAACUUCAUUGUGAGUAUGCAUGACAUUUUCUUUACCUCUGCAUCUGUUGAUGGACAUCUAGGUGAUCCAGGGUUGGCUGUUGUGACUAAUGCCAUAAACAGGCUGUCUGCACAUACAUACCUCUGCUUUAUGCUGACUUAGUUUCCUUUGGGUAUACAUACCCAGGAGUGGUAGAGUUGGAUGACAAGCAAAUGGUUAUGAGCCUUAGAGUUUCUGAACUCCAAGUACUGUUGGGCUACGCUGGGAGAAACAAGCACGGACGCAAACACGAACUUCUUACAAAAGCCCUGCAUUUGUUAAAGGCUGGCUGUAGUCCUGCUGUACAAAUGAAAAUUAAAGAACUCUACAGGCGGCGGUUCCCUCAGAAAAUUAUGACACCUGCGGACUUGUCUAUCCCCAACGUACAUUCAAGUCCUAUGCCAGCGACUCUUUCUCCAUCCACCAUUCCACAGCUCACUUACGAUGGUCACCCUGCAUCGUCCCCAUUACUCCCUGUUUCUCUUCUGGGACCUAAACAUGAACUGGAACUCCCACAUCUCACAUCAGCGCUGCACCCAGUCCAUCCGGACAUAAAGCUGCAAAAGCUACCAUUCUAUGACCUGCUGGACGAACUGAUCAAACCCACCAGUCUAGCUUCAGACAACAGCCAGCGCUUUCGGGAAACCUGUUUUGCAUUUGCCUUGACACCACAACAGGUGCAGCAGAUCAGCAGCUCCAUGGAUAUUUCUGGGACCAAAUGUGACUUCACAGUGCAGGUCCAAUUAAGGUUUUGUUUAUCAGAAACCAGUUGUCCACAAGAAGAUCACUUCCCACCCAAUCUUUGUGUAAAAGUGAAUACAAAACCUUGCAGCCUUCCAGGUUACCUUCCACCUACUAAAAAUGGUGUGGAACCAAAGCGACCUAGCCGACCAAUUAAUAUCACCUCACUUGUCCGAUUGUCCACGACAGUACCAAAUACCAUUGUUGUUUCUUGGACUGCAGAAAUUGGAAGAACCUAUUCCAUGGCAGUAUAUCUUGUAAAACAGUUGUCCUCAACAGUUCUUCUUCAGAGGUUACGAGCAAAGGGGAUAAGGAAUCCGGAUCAUUCUAGAGCUUUAAUUAAAGAGAAGUUAACUGCAGAUCCAGAUAGUGAGAUAGCUACUACCAGCCUACGGGUUUCGCUGCUGUGUCCACUUGGGAAAAUGCGACUGACAAUUCCAUGUCGGGCACUUACCUGUUCCCACCUCCAGUGUUUUGAUGCAACUCUUUAUAUUCAAAUGAAUGAGAAAAAGCCAACAUGGGUUUGUCCUGUGUGUGAUAAGAAGGCCCCAUAUGAACACCUCAUUAUUGAUGGGUUGUUUAUGGAAAUCCUAAAGUACUGUACAGACUGUGACGAGAUACAGUUUAAGGAGGAUGGCUCGUGGGCUCCGAUGAGGUCAAAAAAGGAAGUGCAAGAAGUCACUGCCUCCUACAAUGGGGUCGAUGGAUGCUUGAGCUCCACAUUGGAGCAUCAGGUGGCUUCCCACAACCAGUCUUCAAAUAAAAACAAGAAAGUGGAGGUGAUUGACCUAACCAUUGACAGUUCAUCAGAUGAAGAGGAGGAAGAACCCCCUGCCAAGAGGACCUGUCCUUCCCUGUCUCCUACGUCACCACUAAGUAAUAAAGGCAUCUUAAGUCUUCCUCAUCAAGCAUCGCCUGUGUCCCGCACCCCAAGCCUUCCUGCUGUAGAUACAAGCUACAUCAACACCUCCCUCAUCCAGGACUACAGACACCCUUUCCACAUGACGCCCAUGCCUUAUGACUUACAAGGAUUAGAUUUCUUUCCUUUCUUAUCAGGAGACAAUCAGCAUUACAACACCUCCCUGCUUGCCGCAGCGGCAGCUGCGGUCUCAGAUGACCAGGACCUCCUGCACUCCUCCCGAUUUUUCCCGUAUACCUCCUCGCAGAUGUUUCUCGAUCAGCUAAGUGCAGGAGGGAGCACUUCUCUGCCAGCCACCAAUGGAAGCAGUAGUGGCAGCAACAGCAGCCUUGUGUCUUCCAACAGUCUGAGGGAGAGCCAUGGCCAUGGUGUGGCCAGCAGGAGCAGCGCAGACACGGCAUCCAUCUUUGGCAUCAUACCAGACAUUAUCUCGUUGGACUGACGCCCUCACCCUGCUGCUCCCACCCCAUCCCAGAUUAAAUGACUUGGCAGAAGAGAACUCUAUGCUCUGUUUUACCUUAUCCUGUUUAGAAAAGUAUACAGCGUGUUUUUUUUUUCCUUUUUUUUAGGGAAAAAAAAUUAAAAGAAAUGUACAGAGAACAAAACUAUAUUUUCAGUUUUACUUUUGUAUAUAAAUCUAAGACUGCCUGUCUGAUAAAACACUUGUUAAAAAAAAAAAGAAAAAGAAAAGAAAAAAACAAGCACCCACAAACCUUCAGUUCAUUUUUUCUGGAUUCUGAAGACUUUUCACCAUUUGUCCUAUGGUUUGGGUUUUAUUUUACUUCAAUGGCAUUAUCUUUCUUGCAAUAAUGGAAACAGUUGCAUGUAUGAGGUUAAAUCGUUGGCUUUGUUGUGGGGAAGGGGUUGGGAUAGCUUUGAUUUCCAUUUUUAAAAGUGACAGACUUGGAUUCUGUUUGUGUGUGUGUGUGGGUUUUGCCAGCCUUAAGUUAUGAAACUCGUCUAUCUCACUGCUUCCCCUUUGUUUUCAGAACAGAGCUCGUGUGUGUGUGUGUGUGUGUGUGUGUGUGUGUGUGUGUGUGUGUGUGCGCAUGCUCUCGUGUGCUGUGCACCUGUGUGUACUGUUCUGUCAUCACUGUCCCCUCCUCCUCAGUUUGCAUUUGCUUAAUAUCAGUUCCUACUUCUUUCAAAAUGUUUCCGAGGUCUUGAACUCUUGUGUGAGCAUCUUUCUCAACUCUCCCCAGGUGCAUGUUCUCCAUCACAGAUCCCCUGUGAUCUGCUGUCUACCCUCUACGAGUGUGUUUCCCAGAAGUGCUGGAGUAAAAGCUGCCUGGAUAAGCAAUCUGUGGGCAGGCCCUCGAAUGACAAUACACUUUGGUUGACUCUAAAUCUGAAUUGCCAGUGGUCCAUAUGUAAGCCAAGGCUGUGAGCACCUGCAUUUUGGCCAUAGGGUAACAAGUUUUCCUUGAGGAUCUUCAUACCGAAAUGGGAUCUGAAAGAACCCUCGUAGCCCCGUGGGGUGUGGAGUGCCAUUUGCAGCUGGCAGAGGACGUUCCAUUCCAUCGAAAGAAAAGGAAGGAAGGAAAGAAGUCAGUUACUCUAAAGUUAACAGUUCAGCACAUGUGGAUUCAUAGCAAAUCUAUUUGAUAAACAGUUGAAACUCAAAAAUAACCUUAGUUAUUUUGUUUUUGAGGCUCUGAGUAUACUUUUUAUUCUUAGCUGUGUUCUUUUUUUCCUUCACUUUUUAGUGGCAAGCAUGACAUAGGAAGCCUUUUUUUUUUUUUUAAUUGAAGAAUCGAUUGGUCUUACCUAAUCUCAAUAGCAGAAUAUGUAAAUAUAUUAAAAUGUUUUCGAGAUGAUUAAGGGUCAAAGGAAGGAACAAGUGCUUCUCAUACUUGAGCAGAGAAGAAAGCAUGCUCUUACAGUGGAGAAUAGAUGACGCGUGGCUAAUGGGGGGUGCGGGCCUAACUGCAGAGAGCCAAGGCAUGCCACCACCAGGUCCUGCAACUGGCUUUUUAGAUUACACCCUCGUGUUUUCAGAGUUGGUGAAGGACCAGCUUUGUGUAUAGUAAACUUGUUUUCAAGCCUUGCAUCAGUACAGAAGGACCGAUACUAAUCCAGGGAGAAGUCAAGAUGGCUGUGUCUUCAGUUAUAUGAUAAAGCAAGUGGUUCAUAUGACAGUGUGGCAUCUAAAAAUAAUAUGUUUUAUAGUGUCUCUCUGCUACUAAAAUGUCAACUUGAAUUUUUGAAAAAAGUUGGUGUUGAUAUGUAUAUGUGUGUGUGUGUAUAUAUGUAUUUAUAAAUAAGUGUGUGUGAGUAACAUCGUUGUCUUCCCCUACGCAUGUGUGUUCCACACAAACAGCUGUGUUAGAGUCACAAAACAAUUCGCAAUAAAACAAGACAUUUGUUGUCAGUUCAAACCAGAAAUAGUUACGUUUUUAAAUUCAUCUGGUGUUGUGAGUACAUGUUCUCCCAGUUCUCAUUACUGUAUUAAUUUAGACUCGUUUCAGAUACCAUAAUUUGUUGCAUUGGGAUUAGAAUGGGAAUCACUAAAAUUUUGAGGGGUUUCUGUUAAUAUAGCAAUAGGAAACAUUUUAUUAUUUUAACUGAGAUAGAAUGAAUAGUGUUCUUUGUCCUUGGUUUUGUUUGGUUGUUUUGGUUUGGUUUGCUUUUGGUUCUGUUAGUGGUUUUCGGAUAUUGAUCCAUAGUUUUUUGUGUCUGAUGCUAAAUUACAAACUUAGAACCAUCCAGUGUAAACCAGCUCUCUGCAUUCUUCAUGCCAGUUAUAGAGGGGUCACUCUCCUUCUGUGUCCUGCCUUGUACCAGCCUAAGGGGAAAGUGGGUAAUUGGAGAACUAGAUGUCCUGUGGCUCUGGUCAUGUCCCCACAGGAGAACAUGGUGGUCUAUGUAUUUUGUUCCUUCCACUUACUGAGGAGUUCAUUUCUUCAGUAUUGACUUUCUAAAAUGUUGCAUGUGGUCAAGGUGAGUCAGAGACUUUCCCAACCCUUAAUAACUAUUAGAGUCAUGUACUACUUUAUCUCCUACAUUUAAAAGAAAAAGUGCAUGGUCGCUUUGUCCCUUUUUGUUGUUGUUUUUCCUUAGCCUGCCCUCACUCCCUAGCCUUGCCAAUCUUGAUAGGCUGCAGACAAACUCUGCACUCAGCAGCUUUCGUUCAGCAAGUUGCCAGGAGCCCCUUCCUUAGUCUUUCUUACUAGCAUGUACACGUGUGCUCUGUACAGUACCACAUGUUCUGUACAGUACCGUGUGUGUGCUCCUGUCUAUCUGUAUGUAAGCACACAUCAUCAAUAAAGUAGCCAUUCAACCAGGAGGGUGGAGGUGGCUUUUAAUUUACUCUGUGGGCAUUACUGGACAGGUUUUUUAAAAUAUGAAACUUAACCAUGCAUACUCUGUUGACCAAUUCAUUUUGAGUAUUAAAGUUGUUCCAUUGCUAAUUUAGAUGUUAUACAUCUAAAUUUAGAUGUACUGACUUAAUCACUCAGUUUUGAAAAAUGUGGGUUCUUUUGUUGGUGGUGGUGGUGGUGGCAUAUUUUUUGUUGCUUUUUGUUUUGUUCUUUUUUUCAGCCAAUUCUCCUUUGAGACAAGUCUGUGAAAAUGAAUAAAAAUAUACCCCAAUUGUAAAUGGAUAGAUGUAGAAAGAACCUAGUUUUUAAAGCAAUUUCAAUUUUAAAUACAUGAGACUUUCUGAAUCUUCAGGACUCUUAAAAGCACAUUUGAAUUUAUUUUGGUAAGAAUUUUGUUUUGUGACUGCACAUUGAAUUCUGUUUGUUUGUUUUUUUAAAUAAAUGCAAAGCAUAGAUUUCAAGGAGGGAGGGAGAGUAGCCGGUGGUCCCAGUGCGCUGCUGCUGUUUUAUUAACAAAGGGGAAGAUGUAUAUAAAUAGAUAAAGAUUACCAUAAAUUCCAUGAACUUAAAUCUGUGAUUCAUUGCCUUAAGACUUUCUCUCUUAGAAUUUCCAUACCGCAUGCCAAACCAGUAAAAUGGCUUUUAAAAGAUGUAUAGUAGACCAAUGUCAGUUUGUAUAAAAGUACCAAGUGAAAAUAUUUAUUACAUGCAUUGGAGAAAAGUUGUUUCCCUGUUGAAUGUUACCUGUUUCUGUAGAGCUCUUUAGAUGUAAUAAAAAAGAAGCCUUCAGUUAA